AGGUUAGAUUACGAAAUGCACGGUACAGUUAUGAGGAACAAACCUUGUUUAUCAUUGCGAUAAGCUGAUAAGAAACAGCAUCAAAACGCAUUACACAUACUUUCCUCGAAUAUUUUCACCGUGAAAAUUAUUGAUUUCAAUAGAUAAAAAUACAAUAAUGUGAAGAUAAAUGUAGUGUUUAAUUCUGUUCGUCGCUAUCGUUGCAUCGUCAGUAGCGAGUGGCGCGGUCCAAGCGACAUACAAUCAUUCGGUAUUCCUUGAGGUGGAACGACCGUGCUUUUGUUUCAAGAGUUUCAAACAAGUUAUAAAAUCUCGGACAUGUGAACGCUCGACACAAUGGCUCUAUCCUCGAAUUGUUGGAAAUAUCUCGUGCUGACAUUCAAUGUUUUAUUCGCAAUGUCAGCAGUAGUACUGUUCGGUGCGAGUGGGUUCCUCUUGUACCGAUUGUUCGUCUACCGUCAUUUUAUUGGCGUGAAUGUGGAAUAUCCGGCUAUAUUGUUGCUAAUGAUGGCCAUCAUUACAUGUUCAAUAGCCUGGAUAGGUUGGCGAACGGCGAAAUCCAUGCACCAGAUACACGUUAUAAUGGCGGGAAUAUUAAUAAUACUCGUCGUGGUGAUCGAAUUCGCUUGUUUCGUCUGGGCGAUGGUUGUGUGGGACAACAUAGAGAUCGACAUCAAGACGACCAUGACAACAUACUUCAUGGACACCAUAGAUAUUAAGGAAGCCAACACAGACACUAUUAGAUGGGAUAGGCUUCAUGUGAAGUUUCAAUGCUGCGGUGUCAGCGGGCCAGGUGACUACAGUUCCUCAGGGCACGUGCCGUUCUCCUGUUGUGGACAGGGACCACUAGACUCCAUACAGAAGCCCUACGUGGCUGACUGCACCACGCUGUUCCAACGUGGCUGCGGGAAUCCCCUGCAUGAAUAUGCGAAGCAGCAGUUGUUAUUGGUCGCUAUGGUGGCAUUGAUAGCUUCUAUUUUGCAGAGUACGGGUAUAUUCUGCACGUUUUUCCUUGCUCAUGCUAUACGGGAGAGGCGACGGGCGUCCAUUCGAAACUCCACUAUAGCCAGAGAGGCGACCUUCGCGGCUCCAGAUGAUUCCCUUCUUACCUCGCCAUCUGCGCCUGCCCCAACCUUGCCAAAAUAUUGAGACUUGUAUAUUUAAAUAGAUUAUGUAGUUUGUAAGUUUUUAUUAAUUUUUGUGGUAAGACAUUUCGUGUUCUGUAUGUUAGUAAUAUGACUGUGUUAUAUUUUUUUAAGAUGUUCGGCCUAACUCAAGUUUAUAUAAGUUUUUUCAAUCGUAAGUAUAAGUAUGCAUGAUCCUAUGUGUUUUCUUUCCAAGAAAUAAAUUUUCUUGAUAGAGAAAUAAACUUAUUUCAACAAACUUACAGUUUUGCAAGAUUGUGAUGAACAAAAUAUAAAAUGUAUAGAUAAUACCCAUAAGUACAUAGAAUAAUAAUAUACUGCAUAUUAUUAUAGAUAUGUGACUCUCUGCGUCUGGGUUCCCGCUCUUGGGAUUUGGGGAAAGUUACAGAUUAAAUAAGACGUGUUGCCAGGCAGAGGGUGCGCUCCCCUUUUCAAGAUUUCAAGGUCAUCUGAACGUACAACCUAAUUAUAUUACUCAAUUUAUUAGUAUGCAUUAUAACAUGUACAAUUUAUAUUACAUGUUAUAUAGAAAUAUUGUGUUGGCAAUGAAUGAACGCGGCGAAAGAGAAAACACAACGUUUAAAAUUGGAAUGUUAUUUGUUUUUUUAAUCAGACCACAGACCCACAGAUCAAACAUUGAACAAAUUGUAUCUCUCUUUGUUGUACCUUUUUUCUUAAUAAUACUUAAACUUAGGUAUUUAUAUAGGUAUAGGAACUUGGUUGUGUGCUUUGGAAUGUGUUUUUUUAUAAUUAAACUGGAUUAUAAUUUAUAAAUAUAAAAAUAAAACUUAUUAAAUGGUCGAAUAAAUAUCUAAAUUUUG
Molecule: messenger RNA, 1966 nt
Organism: Colias croceus (clouded yellow)
Lineage: Eukaryota; Metazoa; Arthropoda; Insecta; Lepidoptera; Pieridae
Product: 23 kDa integral membrane protein-like
Exons: 5
Coding region: 337-1149 (270 amino acids)
Cellular component (GO): membrane
Source: RefSeq, a predicted model, not a curated record